Bipolaris zeicola 26-R-13 is the source of this 795-nucleotide messenger RNA. RefSeq lists its product as uncharacterized. NCBI's taxonomy places the organism in Eukaryota, Fungi, Ascomycota, Dothideomycetes, Pleosporales, Pleosporaceae. The transcript has 2 exons. Bases 1 to 795 code for a protein of 264 amino acids. The record is from RefSeq and is a predicted model, not a curated record.
AUGGAUGAGAAAGGCUUCAUGCUUGGUGUAGCUACAGGGAUAUCGCCUUUAAACCCAGAAGUAAUCCUUCAGCGCUUCUCUAUUNCUGAUCCUACGAGCGACAGUGACUCCUCAGCCCUCAGUGCCUCCGAUUGGAGGAAGAUAGAGCAUCUGCUGCGUCAGGUAGUCGCUGAUCAGGGCGAUAGGCAGGUUAAAAGGCUCAGCCAGGUCCUUCACUCAAGUUCUGCUCAAAAUAGUCUCCUCAAGGAGGAGAUAAGGAGACUGAGGGAGGCCCUGAUCAAUGAGAGGACGCGCAGGAAACGGGGUAAGCUUCUAUCUCUGCAGGAGGCCGAGGAUUAUCACGGUGGAGCUGUAUUGUGGUCUCCAAGGAAGGUGAAGGAGGCGCGCGAUCGGCUGCAACUCCAGGAGGAGGAGCAGGAGCAACUACAGCUCCAAAAAGCCGAUAUGAUAAGGCAACGCGAGGAGGCAAAGCAGGCGAGGGCGAUAGAGAAGGAUCAGAGGCGUCAGGCGAGGCUUGCAGUAAGCCUAAUGAGGCAGAAGGAGAGGGAGGAGAAGGCUAUUGAAAAGGCCUCAAGGAUUGCGGCUCGCAAGGCUGCAAAACGACUUCAAAAAGCUAUUAAAACUACCCAAAGGGGCAAGAGGAGCAGCCUCAAGGCUCCUACAAAGGCUACUCGAAAAAAGAGGCCUAUCGCGAGGCCUCAGGGUGAUGAGGAGCCUCAGGGAGGUGCAGUAGGAUCACCACCUCCAACCUCGCGUCGCAGCCGCGCGAUUAGAACUCCAUCUGGAUUUCUAUAG